This is a messenger RNA of Vigna unguiculata (cowpea), 1660 nucleotides long. It is a transcript of the gene WOX8, whose product is annotated as WUSCHEL related homeobox 8. NCBI's taxonomy places the organism in Eukaryota, Viridiplantae, Streptophyta, Magnoliopsida, Fabales, Fabaceae. Gene Ontology annotation, biological process: regulation of developmental process. The record is from RefSeq and is a predicted model, not a curated record. Gene Ontology annotation, molecular function: DNA binding; DNA-binding transcription factor activity.
AGAUGCCAACUUCUUAUUAACAUUAUGAUAAGAUCGGUGAGAUGCACAGUUACACACCCUAGGGUAGGUGAAGAGCCUAUAUAAGAAGCCACGUUAUGUUGGUCCUGUGACUUCAGUUCACACCCAAAACCAAGAGAAACAAAAACCACUGCUGCUUCUAGAUUGUUUUUUCUUUCUCUCAUCUCGUUCUCCGUUUUUCCUAUCUAUUAACUUUCACUUCAGUAAUUUUCCACCACCAUCAUGGCUUCUUCUAAUAGACACUGGCCGAGCAUGUUCAAGUCUAAGCCCUGCAACCCUCACCACCAAUGGCAGCAUGACAUCAACCCCUCCCUCAUCUCAACUGGUUGCCACAGAAGCCCUUACACUUCAGGUACGGGUUGUGAAGAGAGAAGUCCGGAGCCAAAGCCAAGGUGGAAUCCAAAACCUGAGCAAAUUCGCAUUCUGGAAGCUAUAUUCAACUCAGGAAUGGUGAAUCCUCCGAGGGAUGAGAUAAGAAAGAUAAGGGCACAGUUACAAGAGUAUGGCCAAGUGGGUGAUGCAAACGUAUUCUAUUGGUUUCAGAACCGCAAAUCAAGGAGCAAACACAAGCUUCGCCAUCUCCAAAACUCCAAGAACCAGAACCUUGAAGCUCAACAAAACCCCACUUCUCUCCCCCAGAUCACUGCACCAUCAUCCUCAUCUUCCUCCUCUGAGAAAUCCUCUCCAAAAGAAUUAAUACCCACCAAGGUAUUCUCCAUCGGAUUCUCUAACGUCACCGAUGUGGUACCUAAUUCUCCAACUACUUCUGUGAACCAGACCUAUUUUCAGACUCACCACGAGUCUUCUAUGCUUCCACCCCCACCACCUGCUGCUGCCGCCGCACAAACCGGGGGUUUCUUCUUCCCAGUGCAACAUCAUGGGCAGGGAAUACCACCUAGUACGGUUGCAUCACAAGGGUUUUGUUUCUCGGAGCUGUCCAAUGUUGUUCAACUUCAAUCGCCUCCUCAACACAACGUUGGUCCUUGCACCAGUCUCUUGCUGAGUGAGAUCGUAGGCCAUGGUGCUGCUGCUUCAAAGAAAGAUCUGGAGCAAGACAAGAGUCUGAAAAUAAUGCACCAGCCCUCACUGUUUAAUUUCUGUGUCACUCCCACAACAACAGCUCCUACUACUCCCUCUGCCAUACCUCCCAUCACUACCUCAUCCACCACUGUUCUAUCCCCCGUCAUUGCUCAAGUUCAAGGCAUGGGAGAUCCAACUGCUGCGGCGAGAUCAACGGUGUUCAUUAACGAUGUGGCAUUCGAGGUAGCGGUGGGACCUUUCAAUGUGCGUGAAGCUUUUGGAGAUGAUGCUGUGCUCAUCCACGCCACUGGUCAACCUGUGCUAACAAACCAAUGGGGUGUCACUCUUCAUUCACUCCAGCAUGGUGCAUGUUAUUAUUUGAUAUAGGAAGAGUAGAAAGCUGAAUGAUGAUGCAUGGGAAAGGUUUUAGUUAUGGUGUUUUUUCUGUCUAUUUCGAUCGUUCUGUCCUUUUUUUUCCUUUUCUUAUCUAUCUCUACGUGUGUAUUACUAUUAGGGUUAUUAAAUAGGGGUUUCUAGACACUGCUUAUGAGUUAAAGUAUGGAUGUUAUGACUUUGUUGAGCUGAUCAUGUGUAACUUUUGUCCUAAUUUAGUUUAAAGCAA